CGUCACCAAUGUGAGAAAUAACCUUACAAACAAACAAAGGCUCGUUCAUCACGAGUGUUUACAGUUGGUGGGUCAAAACUCAAGAUUAUGCAAACCUUCAUCACUGGAGCGAUUUCUCAUCUCUAACAUUGUAGGGUUUUAAAAAGUCACAUAUAAGACCUUUUUUUCUCAAAUGAAAUCAGAAAUAUUUGGGGAAAUCUCUGAUAAAAGCAGUUUUUUUUUAAACCCCCUGUUGGCCUUGUAACCAUAGAAGAGUGACACCACUUGAGUUCAUUUGAAUGGAUUCAUGACUCAGCCUCUCCAGAACCCCAGAACCUCCCCCUCUGCAUGUGUUUAUGUUAGGUUUUCUGCCUCAGCAUCUUUCUCACAGAUCAAGAUGGCUCUUUUUUCUUUUUUUGAGGUAGGGAUGUUUUCUGUUUUGGCAUCCAUUUGACUUUUUCUCAAGCUGCUGCAGAUGAAACCGCAGAAAAAGGGAAAAUUCUCCAUCCCACUUUUGCAGUCAUCACCAUGUGACUAGGGUUGGGGGGGGGGGGCGGGGGCGUGUUUUUAGGCUCUGAGUUCCUGCGUGGCCCGACACAGGUGAACAUUCUGUGCUCCGUGCAGGUGUAACAGGUGAUCCGCCCCUCCCUUUCUCUCUCUCUCUCUUUCAUUGGGCUCCAGCUCCAUGGUGAAGUGCUGCUCUGGCCACGCCCACCUCUCAUCCUCCCUCCCUGUUUCCUUAAACCAGGCGGCAGGCUUUAAAUAAGUGCAGUUUGCCGGAAAAAGUCUACGAGCGCUUGUCCUACAGAGGUCCAAAGCCACACAGCCGAGCAGCCUCCGGACAAUAUUGUGAUAAUAAUCCUCCACUUUUGUGAGAUUUUUAACCUCUGUGACCAGAGCAGAAACUCCACAGCCUCUCAUCUUUGUUUCAGGUGAGACAAAACUUCUACAAAGAUGGGGUGUUUUGGUUUCCUCAAGACCAUGAUGUUCAUCUUUAACGGCAUCAUCUUCCUUGCAGGUGCCGCCAUCCUUGGAGUUGGGAUCUGGGUGAAAGUGGACAAAAACUCCAUCCUUAGUUUCCUCACAAAGGUCCAAAACGGUUCGUCAGAUCUGAAUCAAGCCCUCAACGUGGGGUACUUGCUGAUCGCUAUAGGCGGCGUGCUGGUCCUCAUUGGCUUCCUGGGCUGCUGUGGAGCCUCCAAGGAGAGCAAGUGCAUGCUGCUGCUGUUUUUCAUCAUCAUCCUCCUGGUCUUCAUCGCAGAGGUUGCAGGAGCCAUCGUGGUUCUGGCCUUCAGACCGACGGUGGAUAAGGCGUUAGAACAAGUGGGCAAGGACUUGGUCAGCAACAUCAAGAAGGACUACGGGAAAAACGUUGACGUGACAGGACUGUGGAACUCCACCAUGAGCACGCUACAUUGUUGUGGGUUCAACAACUUCACCGACUUCACAAACUCAACUUAUUACAAAGGAAACAACAACAGUUACCCGCCACAGUGCUGCUGGCAGACGGAACAACCAUGCAACCAAACCAUGGCUGAACAAAAAAAAGUGUUAGGCUGCCUCCCACGGUUCAAGGAGCAGAUUGAUAAGAACGCAGUAGUUAUUAUCGGGGUGGCUUUGGGGAUAGCAGCUCUGGAGAUAUGUGCCAUGGUGGUCUCCAUGUUCCUGUACUGCAGAAUCAAGUCCAUGGUCGCCUAACGGCUCAGAUGCUCCCGUCGCCUCCUGCAGUGCCUUUUUUGAAGUCUCGUGCAAUCAAGUAUCUAAGAAUGAUUUAACAACUUUAUGACAAAAUCAAAGAAAUCUAUUAAAUACAUUUAAAUGAAUGAAGCUCAGUUAUUUAUUACUUGUGGUGGCAGGUUAGUAGCGUCCAUGUGUACCCAGACCUGCGUCUCCAUAGCAACUUCUAAAUCAGAGUCCAUCUGACCCUUAUUGUAGAGAUUUAAUCCAUAGAUAAAUGUGGAAAAACAAGUAAUUAAUUUAAAAAAAAGGAAAAAAAA
Oryzias melastigma (Indian medaka) is the source of this 1976-nucleotide messenger RNA. RefSeq names its product tetraspanin 35 (gene tspan34b). Bases 934 to 1677 code for a protein of 247 amino acids. NCBI's taxonomy places the organism in Eukaryota, Metazoa, Chordata, Actinopteri, Beloniformes, Adrianichthyidae. The record is from RefSeq and is a predicted model, not a curated record. The transcript is spliced from 8 exons. Gene Ontology annotation, cellular component: membrane.